CAGCGCCGCCGAACCAGGUGGAGAUCACGAAUCACCCACCAUACUCGAAGCUGGAAGUUAAGGAAGGCGAGGAUGUCUCCUUGGAGUGUUUGGUGAAGAACGCGAAGCCCCCUGCGAGGAUCGUGUGGUUCAGAGGAAACGCUGAGCUGAAGGGAGAUACAGUGUCGAAAGAAGAAAUCAAGGAUGUGGAAAGCCAAAAUGGAAACCCGAAGGCCAUGCGGUUUACUACUGUGUCCAGGGUUCAUUUUAAGGCAACUGCGGACGAUGACUACGCUGACUUCACUUGCGAGGCGAGACACGAAGCUCUCCAGAGAGACACUCCAAUGAGGAGCACGGUCCAGCUCAGCGUGUUAUAUCCGCCAGGAGCUCCCUACAUCGAAGGUUAUGCUGAAGGGGAGACGGUUCGGCGAGGACAGAGCAUGGAGCUAGUCUGCAGGAGUCGUGGUGGAAACCCACCAGCCCAGCUGAUAUGGUACAAGAACGGGGAACAGAUACGAAUGGCGUACAGGUAA
Manduca sexta (tobacco hornworm) is the source of this 512-nucleotide messenger RNA. RefSeq names its product nephrin-like. Lineage: Eukaryota; Metazoa; Arthropoda; Insecta; Lepidoptera; Sphingidae. The coding region runs from base 216 to 512 and encodes 98 amino acids. Gene Ontology annotation, cellular component: cell-cell junction. The transcript has 4 exons. The record is from RefSeq and is a predicted model, not a curated record. Gene Ontology annotation, molecular function: cell adhesion molecule binding. Gene Ontology annotation, biological process: cell-cell adhesion.